AUUCUAUUUUACUGUACUACAGUGAAGCGUUCUGUUCUGGUGCGCCCGGGACUAAUUGCGGUAAUCGGGGAUUUACAUACAUUCUUGGCCCUAUAUCCCAGCACCGCAGAAUUACUCCCAACAGGUUAUGAGCCCGGUGCCACUCAGAACGCCCCGGGAAUCGAUUUAAUUCCGAAAUCCUCACAUCGAUAAAGUGAGAACCUGAACUGCUCACCGGGAACCCUCGGUCACAAGAAGCCCGCAGCAAGCAGACUUCCAGCUCAGUGACAGGAUUCCGGCCUCACUAAGAAAGUGAUAACUGCCCCGAAAAAAAAAUGGAGGUUACCACCUCCCCCGAACGGCCCCGGCUUGCGAAGCUUACAGGGCCAAACUAUCGGAACUGGGCGACGCAGAUGCGCCUUAUCCUUAUGGAUCAGAGGGUAUGGAGCGCCAUCGACCAGGCUUAUAAUCUGGACGACGACGUCUUGCUCAACGACUUUGGGAUCUCGCCCCUGCCUAAGUCAAAGAGCGGAAAGGAGGGCGAAGAUGCCCUGGCUGAGGCCGAGCCGAAGCCCAAGACUAAGGAAGAGCUAUUCGCUCAGGCCAAGAAGGACCAGCUCGCUGAGCGAAGAUGCGUCCGGGCGAGCACCCUUAUCCUGUCAGGAUGCGCCCAGAAUAUCGUCGACCAGAUCGUCCGCUUCCGCACAGCGAAGGAGAAAUGGGAGAAGCUCGAGAAGCUGUUUGCUCGGACUGAGAUACAGCAGAUAUCCUCGAAGACCGAAGCCUUCAACAGGUACUCGCCUCCCCUGAUGGCAUCGGUGAGCGAAAUCGUCACCCGGCUCGACGAUCUCCAGGAUGAGAUAAACCAGAUGAACCCCAGAGAAGCGCCCACAGACUUGAAUAAGUCUGGCCGCCUCGUCGCGAUCCUAUCGAAGCGCGGGGGCAAGUACGAUAUCACAGCCGCCCAGAUUAUGGCAGCGAAAGUCACCGACUACGAGGAUAUCGUCCAGCACUUCCUCGAUAUCGAGGAAAAGAUAGCAGAGGCCAAACCCGUUGCAGAGUCAGCUCGACAGGCUUCGACCGGCGAUGAGUCGCCAAAGGCAAGGAGCGGUCGGGGCAGAGGCGGGGGAGGCAGGUUCUCCCCAAGAAGGGCCCGUACGUGCUACCACUGCGGGAAGACCGGCCACUUCGAGAGAGAGUGCCGGUCGAAGUAGCGAGGAGAGCCCCCAUCGGCAGGGUCGUCGACCGGCCCGCUCGCCGCUCCUGGUGGCGGAAAGGGGUUAUCACCACCCCCCGAAGGAGCGGACGUCGCCAUCGCUAAUGUGGUCACUGCCCCAUCCACCGAGACGUCUUGGAUCGCCACCAUCGAUA
Molecule: messenger RNA, 1350 nt
Organism: Pseudogymnoascus destructans
Lineage: Eukaryota; Fungi; Ascomycota; Leotiomycetes; Thelebolales; Thelebolaceae
Exons: 1
Coding region: 315-1193 (292 amino acids)
Molecular function (GO): zinc ion binding; nucleic acid binding
Source: RefSeq, a predicted model, not a curated record